AAUCAACAAAUUUCAUUCCACCAAAGGAGGCAAAGGGGAAGAGGCGUUCCCAUAUGGCAGGAGGCCAGCAGCUCCACGGCCUCCUCUGCCUGCCGCCUCCCCGCCCCGUCCUCCCCAUCUCGGCCCGACCACCUCCCUGCCGCGCGCGCCCUCCUCUCGCUUCCCUGCGCAUUCUCGAACCAUCUCCUCCUGUCCCAAAGAAGCGCCCCUCCAGCGCUACCGCAGCUAAAAGCAAGGCGGCGGCGGUGUUGGAGGACGAGAAUGGAGCAAGGGAGGAGGCGCAGGAGGAGGAAGAGGAGGAGGAGGGAUAUGUGGCGACCGUUGGAUCCGGGGACAUCGCCGGUGUCCCGGCCCGUCACCUUGCUGCGGCUCGCGCUGGCCUGGGGGACCCGGUGUUCUACCUCCUGACCUUCGUCGCCAUCACGACAUCCCUGGCCUUCACCGGCAUGGUAGCGGUGGCGAUUCCUACGAUGCUCGCUAUGAGGAGAGCUGCGAAUUCAUUUACUCAGCUGGCUGAUGCAGCUCUUGAGGAGUUACCAAGUACAAUGGCAGCUGUAAGACUCUCUGGCAUGGAAAUCAGUGAUCUCACCCUUGAACUUAGUGACUUGAGCCAAGAGAUAGCAGAUGGUGUGAACAAGUCAGCCAAUAUUGUUCAAGCUGUGGAAGAUGGCAUAGGACAAAUGAGAAAUAUAGCUCGGCAGCAGACUACAUCAAUGAUACAAGAGCGAGCAAAUUUGCGAACUAUUCCCACUGCAGGGCCAGCUAAAAAGUCAAACGAAUCUUUAAACCGGCGACAAGCGAAUUAAUCAUCUGUUAGAGCAUCUUGACACUCUUCACAAGUUCUUUUUUCUUGCUUUCUUGUUAUUUGCGUGAAGCAUUGUUUUGUAGCCAUUUCACUAGUCCUUGUAAAUGUAUACAUGUGCAAUGCAAUUUAUAUUUUUUGUACGCCCCUGCGGCCCUGCCCAUCUCUUCAGGCUAAUUGGGAUUCCAUUGGUUCAUUAUGUGAUGCAAAAGUACAUGUUCAAGGUAUAUUUCAGAUGAAUUUGUGAUC
This is a messenger RNA of Brachypodium distachyon (stiff brome), 1051 nucleotides long. RefSeq lists its product as uncharacterized. Bases 54 to 806 code for a protein of 250 amino acids. Lineage: Eukaryota; Viridiplantae; Streptophyta; Magnoliopsida; Poales; Poaceae. The record is from RefSeq and is a predicted model, not a curated record. The transcript is spliced from 5 exons.